CUAACGCGUCGUGACGUAGGGAGGCGUGUGUGACAUUUGCUGCUGUAAGCUAGGAGCCGGAUAAAAAUGAACUGAGGCAGGAAAUAGAGUAUUUUUUUUUCCUUUUAGCAACUAGUUUGACUUUUUAUUUGGAUUUUGUGGUCCUUCCGGCGUUAGAAGAGACAGUUUAGAGGGAAGGAGAAAACUUCUACUUUGGCCUGAUUCGAUUUAUUAUCGGCUAGCGCUUUUUACUUAACUUGUACAGUUCGGAGUUAGAACUGUUCUCGUUUCCAUGGAUAUUUCUAACUUGUUGAGAUAAUUUAUGUAACUUAAUGUUGUUGUCUUUUUCCGGCUUAAGCUGAGUUUGCUGACUGCUUUUCUCGCCUACAAGGGUACAUUUUUGCCUCCUUCUGCAGCUUUCUCACUUUCCUAUGCUGACCUCUCGGGGCAGGUGUGCUGAAAGUAGGCCAGGUGUGCAGUGGUACAGAAAGGGUACAUUGUAAUAUAAUCACGGUGUGUGGUACUGGUCCAACAGCCGACUUCAGGGAUUUGUAACAGAGGUGCCACCAUGCUGCUCUCUCUGGUUGUGCACACAUACUCGCUGCGGUACUGGUUUCCUGCCACCAUCAUGCUGGGUACAGCCCCAGCAUAUGUUCUGUCAUGGGGGGUUUGGCGCUUACUUUCCACCGUCUUACCAGCAAGGUUUUACCAUAAAUUAGACGACCGACUGUACUGCAUCUACCAGAGCAUGGUCCUGUUCUUCUUUGAAAACUACACAGGGGUCGAGAUUGUUAUAUAUGGAGAUAUACCAAAGAAUAAAGAGAACGUCAUCUACCUUUCUAAUCAUCAAUGCACAGCUGAUUGGAUUAUUGCUGACAUGCUGGCCAUCAGACAGAGCGCCAUCGGUCACCUCAGAUACGUCCUAAAAGAUGGACUCAAGUGGCUCCCGUUGUAUGGCUGGUAUUUUUCACAGCACGGGGGAAUCUUUGUGAAAAGAAGUGCAAAGUUUAAUGAAAAGGCCAUGAAGAGGAAGCUUCUCAGUCAGACUCGAUGUGGAGCUCCAAUGUACCUUGUCAUUUUUCCCGAAGGAACUCGGUAUAAUCCAGAGCUGAAGAAUGUUAUCACCGACAGUCAGAAGUUUGCUGAGCGAGAAGGGCUGGCUGUUCUGAAGCACACUCUCACACCCAGGGUGAAGGCGUCUCACCUCGCCGUUAACAUCAUGAAUGACAGCCUGGACGCCGUAUAUGACGUCACAGUAGCUUAUGAGGGAACGCUGGACGACUCCGGUCAGAGGAGACCCGCGCCUUCGAUGGCAGAAUUCCUAUGCAAGGAAUGUCCCCGCAUCCACAUCCACUUCGACCGCGUGGACAUCAAGGGAAUCCCAUUAGAGCCCGAGCUUUUCCGCAGGUGGAUGCACAACCGUUUCGAAAUGAAGGACAGGAUGUUGACAGAUUUCUACGAGUCAGAGGAUCCGGAUAAAAAGGGCAGAUUCCCCGGCGAGGGCAGAAUCUCUCCGCUGAACCUCUCCAAGUCCCUUCCCUCUGCGCUAAUUUUGGGAGGGCUAACACUGCCAAUGCUGCUGACGGAGAACGGCAGAAAACUUUACGUGAGAACCUGGGUUUACGGGACGCUGCUGGGCUGGCUCUGGGUGAACAUUUCUCCCUAAAAGCUGCAGGGGAGACGACUGCCAUGGUGAGACACGGGGAAGACGCGGAGCGAGGUGCUCCUUUUCUUGUAUCGCAGAAACGCUCAGUGUGUUUCAGAUGCAGAGCCGCACCUUGAUGAGAUCCAAGAGUGUUCGACUGUCCAGCUGUUGACCGGAGACACUGAUAGAUACUUGAACCUUUAUGUAAAA
Molecule: messenger RNA, 1834 nt
Organism: Poecilia latipinna (sailfin molly)
Lineage: Eukaryota; Metazoa; Chordata; Actinopteri; Cyprinodontiformes; Poeciliidae
Gene: agpat5
Product: 1-acylglycerol-3-phosphate O-acyltransferase 5 (lysophosphatidic acid acyltransferase, epsilon)
Exons: 8
Coding region: 548-1645 (365 amino acids)
Biological process (GO): phosphatidylinositol acyl-chain remodeling
Cellular component (GO): endomembrane system; endoplasmic reticulum; mitochondrion
Molecular function (GO): acyltransferase activity
Source: RefSeq, a predicted model, not a curated record